This is a messenger RNA of Funneliformis geosporum, 222 nucleotides long. NCBI's taxonomy places the organism in Eukaryota, Fungi, Glomeromycota, Glomeromycetes, Glomerales, Glomeraceae. The record is from the annotation of a GenBank genome assembly.
AUGACGAGAACACUAAAAAUUCAAGAAACUACUGCGUCAAACGAAACUAACGAAUGUAUACAACUCGCAAAAGGUCGUGAUCGCGGUCGUGGUAGAGGAAAAUCAGGAAAAAUCGUGGUCACAGAGCCUAUAUUCACCGAGACUGAUAUUAUACCUGCUAAAAAAGAUGUUGUGGUAGGGGAAAAUGGUGGUAAUAGAACCUAUUCCUAUUACACUCCGUGA